UUCCUUUUCUCAACCCUAACUUCUUUCUUGGAUUUUUAGUAUUACUCCUUUUACGUAUAUUAUAUAUCUCAACUCAAGAUCACAAUGUCCUUCCCCUUGUUUUUUUUAUUCACCUCUUCAAAACUAACACAACCCAUCUUCCAAAAUCUUUUUUUUUUUUUUCGUUAAUUUAAGAUCCUAAUUUCAUAUUACUUGCGGUUUUCUCAGUAGUUGGACUUAUUAGAUUUCGUCGUGAAAUCUUUACUUGCAGGAUUUCUAAAUUGAUAUUUGAUACCAGCUCUCUACCCACAAUUCCAAUCAUUAUGCAAACUUCGUUUUAACUUGUGUUGGUUCCUUCCUUUAUGAAUACUAUGUUGAAAGGAGGCACUUAAGCUAUUUCGUUUUUUCAACACUAACAUUAGUGUGGGAUGUUAAAUUAUCGAAAUUAGCAAAUUCUGCUGCAAGUUAUGGUGUUUAGUAAACUAGCAGAAUUGAUCUCUGUUGCAUCAGGUCGUAUUUCGGCAGCACAGUCUUCUACAGUUCCUUAUAUGUCGCCUGGAUUGCCCCCCGAAACCGGUUCUGCUCAUAGGUUUGACCUUUCUAACCCUGGAAAUAAGAAUAAUUUGCGACUCUCAUCGUCGCUCCAAGAUUUUUCAGCAUAUCGUCGACUUGAUCCAGAGGAGGGUGAUCCUCGUGUUGGAAUUGAUAGGUAUUCAAAACAACUUAAUUCCUUACAAAGAGAAAAUUUUAGUUCAAGUUUUUCGAAGGAGAAAGCAUUGUCUGGUGGAACUCCAUUUAUGCGUAGGAAGUGGGUCCGAGUGUUCUUAAUCUUACUGAGCCUAUUGUUGUUGGCUUUUUUAGUGUAUAUGGUUUCAAUGUAUAUUUAUUCUAAUUUGUAUCAGGGAGGGUCCAAAUUCUAUGUUGUGCUUGAUUGUGGAAGUACUGGAACUCGAGCUUAUGUUUAUGAGGCAUCCAUUGAUCACAAUAAAGGUGGCACUUUCCCUAUCUUCAUGAAAUCAUUAACAGAAGGUCUUUCUAGGAAACCUAGCUCACAGAGUGGGCGUGCUUAUGAUCGAAUGGAGACUGAGCCGGGUUUUGAUAAGUUGGUGCACAAUAAAUCUGGAUUGAAGGCUGCUAUAAAGCCACUUUUACAGUGGGCAGAGAAACAAAUCCCUGAGCAUGCACAUGAGACUACCUCUCUCUUCAUCUACGCAACAGCUGGGGUUCGGAGGCUGCCUAAAGCUGAUUCUAAGUGGCUACUAGAGAAUGCUUGGUCCAUAGUAAAAAGUUCACCUUUCUUGCGUCGGAGAGAAUGGAUUAAGAUUAUUAGUGGCACAGAAGAAGCUUACUACGGAUGGACAGCCUUGAACUAUCGCACUGGUAUGUUGGGGGCCAUACCCAAAAAGGCAACUUUUGGUGCACUUGACUUGGGUGGGUCGUCAUUGCAGGUUACAUUUGAAAGUGAGAAGCAAGUGCAUAACGAGACUAACUUAAACCUUAGGAUUGGUGCGGUUAAUCAUCAUCUCAGUGCUUACUCUCUUUCUGGCUAUGGUCUAAAUGAUGCAUUUGACAAGUCUGUAGCUAAACUUGUAAAAAGAAUUCCGGACAUAAAAAAUGGAGAUUUAGUUAAUGGUAAAAUAGAAGUUAAGCACCCUUGCUUGCAGUCUGGGUACAAGGAGCGAUACAUCUGCUCUCGCUGUGUUUCCAAUCAACAAGAGAGUGGAAACCCUGUAGUUGGAGAGAAAAAUUUGGGUAAGGGAGGAAAGUCAGGCAUUUCUGUUUUAUUAACUGGAGCUCCAAACUGGGAAGAAUGCAGUGCACUUGCAAAAAUUGCUGUUAAUUUGUCUGAAUGGUCGAAUCUUAGCCCAGCAAUGGAUUGUGAUUUGCAACCUUGUGCUCUUAUUGAUGGUUUGCCUCGCCCUAAUGGCCAGUUAUAUGCUAUAUCUGGCUUUUUUGUUGUGUAUCGGUUUUUUAAUUUGACUUCUGAAUCUGCACUUGAUGAUGUGCUGGAAAAGGGUCGGGAGUUCUGUCAAAAAACUUGGGAACUUGCCAGAAACAGUGUUCCUCCCCAGCCCUUUAUUGAACAGUAUUGUUUUAGGUCACCAUAUGUUGUUUCAUUAUUAAGAGAGGGUUUGCACAUCACUGAUGAUCAUAUCAUUGUUGGUUCUGGAAGUAUUACUUGGACCCUUGGGGUUGCUCUGUUGGAAGCUGGGAAGACAUUUUCUACUAGAUUGAGAAUUCACAGUUAUGACAUACUCCAAAUGAAGAUAAAUCCAAUUAUUCUCGUUGCUGUUGUUUCAGUUUCACUGAUUUUGCUGGUUUGUGCAUUAUCAUGUGUCAACAAUUGGAUGCCAAGAUUUUUCCGGAGGACAUAUCUCCCAUUAUUCAGGCAUAAUGGCACAGCCACUACGUCUGUUCUCAAUAUUCCAUCUCCUUUCCGGUUCCAGCGUUGGAGUCCUAUGAACUCCGGGGAUGGCAGAGUUAAGAUGCCUCUGAGUCCGACAGUUGCAAGUUCCCAGCAAAGAGCAUUUGGCUUGGGACAUGGUCUUGGUGGCAGCACCAUUGAGCUCAUGGAGUCUUCCUUGUACCCAUCAACUAGUGGUGUUUCACAUAGUUAUUCUUCAAAUAGCUUGGGGCAGAUGCAAUUUGACAGUAGUAGCAUGGGAUCCUUCUGGUCCCCUCACAGAAGUCAGAUGCGUCUUCAAAGUAGGAGAUCACAAUCUCGAGAAGACCUUAAUUCUUCACUGGCUGAGACACACAUGGCAAAGGUUUAGGACAUGCUCUUGCGGAAGUUUGGCAUUCCACCACAUUUUGUACAUCUUCCCACAUUACAGCGUUUGAUGAGAAGGAGAUGAUUAUGGAGCGAAUGAUGAGUUGGUCUUAUCAUGUUGGAACAGAUCUUGGUCAGCAGGGAUUUCAGGCAUCCUUGGCAAAUUCUCAAUUAAAACAAAAGCUUGCAUUCUUUCAGAUUCCAAGCAAUGUUUACUGCCCUCAGUCACUACCUAAUAAUUAUUCCAUGUUCGGCUUCUUCUUAUAUAUGACUUUAACCAGGACAAAGCUCAGCUGAUGACAAUAUGUAGUUAUUUUCAUGAAGCAUGCAUCUGUCUAUAAGAUAGCUUAGACCAAUUAUUUGACAUCGGUCCGGGUGAUAUUGUCGGAGAGACUUGACCAAAAUUAGUUGUCACUUACUGAGAAUUUUA
This is a messenger RNA of Pistacia vera, 3179 nucleotides long. RefSeq names its product probable apyrase 7. Lineage: Eukaryota; Viridiplantae; Streptophyta; Magnoliopsida; Sapindales; Anacardiaceae. The record is from RefSeq and is a predicted model, not a curated record. Gene Ontology annotation, molecular function: nucleoside diphosphate phosphatase activity. The coding region runs from base 447 to 2753 and encodes 768 amino acids. Gene Ontology annotation, biological process: nucleoside diphosphate catabolic process. Gene Ontology annotation, cellular component: membrane. The transcript has 3 exons.